GAUAACGAGUCUGAUUGCGAGACGGGGUUGGGACUUGGGAAUCCAUAUAAAACCGUUGCAUAGACGGGCUGUUUACAGUAUGCUCCGAUUUGUGCAGUUGAUGACAAUAAAUAGGUAAUAUUAAAAGUAUAACAACAUUAUAUUGGUAUACUGUUGGACAUUGGCUAGGUCGUAUAUUUUAUUUCCAUACUUAUUGUCUUGGACACUGAACUAUUAUUAAAAUGGUCAUCGGUAAAAAGAAUGUGAAAACCUUUGAGGUUGUUUUCCAUGAUCCUUCAAAGGCUUUUUACUCCAGUGGCGACAAGAUUGCGGGGAACAUUGUGGUUGAAGUGUCUGAGGUGACUAAGGUGUCCGCAAUUAGAGUGUUUGGAAUUGGAUGCGCAACGGUCGAGUAUGCGAAAGGAAAGCAGCGGUGUCGUGAAGACAUUGAAUAUCUGAAAUACGAAGACACCGUUGAUUUGGACCGCCAGACCAGAGAUCCUGAUGGCUCUGUCACUCUCAAGCCUGGGACAAAAUAUGAGUACAUGUUUGGUUUUGAGCUGCCACAGCCUGGGCAACUGGUGUCAUCCUACCAGGGGAAGUAUGGCAGUGUCCAGUAUUAUGUCAGGGCUGUGAUGGAGAGGCCUUCCCACCCUACCUUGGAGUGCAAGAAACCCUUUGAAGUGGAGGAGCCUUUGGACAUCAACACACCUGACAUCCUGGCUCCAGCCACAGGUGUAAAGGACAAGAAGCUCACCUGCAUGUUCAUCCCAGAUGGACGUGUGUCCAUCUGUGCCAAGAUCGAACGCAAGGGCUACUGCGAGGGCGAGGAAAUCUCCAUAAGUGCCAAGUUUGAAAACACCUGCUCGCGCAUUGUGGUGCCCAAGGCGGCCAUCGUGGCCAAACACACCUACCAGGCCAAUGGCAGGACCAAGGUUCUGAGACAGAAGCUCUCGACCGCGCGAGGCAACCAUAUCAUCUCGGGAAUGUCUGACAUGUGGCAGGGCAAGACCAUCCGAGUGCCCAAGCUCAAGCCCUCACUCCUGGGGUGUGACAUCAUUCACUUGGACUAUGUCCUCAUGAUCUAUGUCCACAUUCCCGGCAGUGACAAGGUGGUCGUAGAGUUACCCCUGGUCAUUGGAACUGUCCCGUUCAGUGACUUUGGCAGCCGAACCAACAGCAUGAGCAGCCAGGCGGAGUCCCUCGACACACCCUCCAGUAGCUUUUCGUCCCUGCGUCUCCCAUCACAACCCCCCAGCUACAGCAACAUCUCCCGUGACUGCUUCAUGGAUUCCCCCCUCACACCGCUGCUGGACUGUGAAGAUGAUGAUGAAGGACUCUUUAUGCGCCCCCCAAAGUUCCAGUACCCUCCUCCCCCGGCAUACACUGAGGUAGAGGGGUGGGGAGUUGGAGAUGGACAUUUUGAAGGUUGACGAGGAUCUGAAUAGCAAUGACUAUGUUCUUCAAGUCUCCUAGAGCAAAUGGAAGUUACGAUCUAUCACUGUUGUAGUCAAAGCACUGGAAGUUUGCCUUUGUGAGACAAGGGAAUGGGCUGGUGAUUGGUUAAAGAGUAUCACAGCGGUGAACCAGAGGGAGCGUGGGACCCUAACCAUGGAAACCUUAAAGGAACUGAAAUGUGGACUUGACAAUCAGUUUGAAGUGACACUUCAAGUUGAAGGUCUAUAAAUUGCAUUGCAGUCUUUACCAGAAACUGAUCGUUAUAUGUCUGUCUAUAACAAUCUAGUCAACCAUCUAGUCAUUCCAAGGUAGUUCUAGUGUGUUCAAGCAUUGACAAUUGCUAUAUUGUUCUCUCAGAGAAUAAAACAAUGGUAGAGUAAACAUCCAUACAUUGAGUGUGCACAACUAUCUUCUUAUGCCAGACAGAUGUAAUGCACUGACCAUGCAAAAGUAAUGAUGGGAUAUAAAGCAUUUCGACUAUAAAUGUAUAAGUACUUUUGGAUAAUAAAACAUUUGUGUAUUUAUAGUCUUCUAGAUUUAUACUAGGCAGUAUAACACUAUUGUUAACUCAAAGGUUUAUGGCUGAAGAAAGGGACGUCAUGCUUAUUACCAAGCUUGUUGACUGGGAGUUACUAAAUCUAUGAUUGUUUUGAAUUUGUAUGUAAAAAAGUUUAUAUAAUGAGACCCUAUG
This is a messenger RNA of Esox lucius (northern pike), 2128 nucleotides long. RefSeq names its product thioredoxin interacting protein b (gene txnipb). The coding region runs from base 222 to 1412 and encodes 396 amino acids. Gene Ontology annotation, molecular function: ubiquitin protein ligase binding. The record is from RefSeq and is a predicted model, not a curated record. NCBI's taxonomy places the organism in Eukaryota, Metazoa, Chordata, Actinopteri, Esociformes, Esocidae. Gene Ontology annotation, biological process: protein transport. The transcript has 6 exons. Gene Ontology annotation, cellular component: cytoplasm.